AAGUCCCGCCGGAGUGGUUGGUCGGUACUACCUACUCACACAUCUACUGCUGAGGCUGAACUCUUUUCUCUUAGUAGCUUUCCACAAUGCCUCACUUAACUGACUGUUCCUACUAUGAGGUUCAAACUCACCUGGAGAAUCCAACAAAGUAUCAUUUGCAACAGUCACAGAGUCAACAAGUUAAACAGUAUCUCACCCUUGGAAACAAAUUUUCAACCCAGACACUUGCAUAUUCCCACCCACAUGCAGUUCAGCCAACUGGAAUUGUGCCGACCUUACGAAAUGGACAUAUGUCCCCUGAUACAGACAACUGUACAACAGAGAGCCCAUUCACAAAACUGAUGCCCUUGGGAGCCAACAGGGAAAAUGAGAUGGAAGAAGUAAUUGAUGACAUAAUUAGCCUAGAAUCAAGUUUCAAUGAUGAUGGCUUGAACUGUGCAGAACCCACACUUUUGAUGUCAAGCAAUUUUGCACUCUCAAGCAGUAUUCUGGAUAUUUACAACAGUGACCAAAGCUCAGACAUGGGACUUUCAAAUAAUACUUGCCCUAGUCUGGGACUGAAAAGAGAAGUUACAGACACAGAUACUCGAGCCAUGGCGAAAGAAAGACAGAAAAAAGACAGUCAUAAUCUUAUUGAGCGACGGAGGAGAUACAAUAUUAACUACAGAAUUAAAGAACUUGGCACACUUAUCCCAAAAUCCAAUGAUCCUGAUAUGCGCUGGAACAAAGGAACUAUUUUAAAAGCUUCGGUAGAAUACAUCAAAUGGCUACAAAAAGAACAACAAAGAGGUCGAGAAUUAGAACACAGACAGAAAAAAUUAGAGCAAGCUAACAGAAGAUUGCUGCUUCGCAUUCAGGAACUUGAAAUACAAGCUCGAGCUCAUGGCCUUCCCAUGCCAACAUUAUGUACAGUGGAAAUAGCAUCCCAAGUUAUCAAACAACAAACAUAUGGGGACGAUAUGUCUCUGGAUUAUGCUUCUCAGCUUCCAGUUUCCAUUGGACAAACCACAGACUUGUGUGAUGUUUCUACAUCAUUUUCCGAUCCACUAUCACAUUUCACGGAUCUAUCCUUUAGUGCUGCUUUAAAAGAACAAAUGUUGGAAGAAAUGUCACCAUAUGGAGCUGAUCCCUUUCUCUCAGCAACAUCACCAGACCUGUCCAAAGGCAGCAGCAGCAGAAGAAGCAGCUUCAGCACAGAUGAUGGGGAUGAUCUUUAAAUAAAAAAAUGAAAAUUAAAGACUACAUUGCUUUUUCACAAAAACUGUAUUUCAGUUGAAAGUAUUUUUUUUCCAGUCCUUAUAUUUUUACAUCCUCAGAGGAGACAUUGCCUGUAGCACCUUUAGCCUACUACAUAAGAAGCCCAAAUAUGUCAUCUUCUAAUUAUGAGCAAUUUUAUAAGUCAACUUUUUUGCUUUGUAAAUAUUGGUCAGAAAGCACAGAGAAAGCAUUUCUUGUAACUGUAUUAUAUCUAUUCAAUGAAAGGAAAGCUUUUCCACUGUUCUUUUAUUUUGUAGUGUAUAUAUAUAUAUUAUUUUUUCAUAAUGUACAUUUGACUUAGAUUUUCAUGUUAUGGUUAUGUUUAAAGAAAAUACAUUUAGUCCACAUUCAGUUCUAAUUUUGUCAAUGGGUGCCUUUUUUAUUAUCUAUAGUAAUUUGUUUUGUAGUAGCUAUUUUAAAAUCCAGGGAAACGGGGUGUCUUUGUACCCAGUGCAUAGUAAAUGGAGCACAAAGAGUUGCACUUGUCUGUGUAUGACGUGGUGCUUGCUCCUACUGAAAGUUCACCCUUUGAUAAAUAUGCGUUUAAAAAUCCCAUAGAAAUGAAUGGAGAGAGGUGUAAUUUCACACUAGUGGACUAGUGGUAAUCUCUAACUUCACUAUUUGAUAAAUAUACCCCAAUGACUCUUCUGAAUACUAUGCUGGGCAAGUGCAUACAUGUAGUAGUAGUUCUGUUGGAGUGGUGCUGGUUGCUUACAUUUGCUUAGAUCUCUAAUGUUCCUGAUGAGUUUAUUACUUUACUCUCACUUUAGAAUACGUUUAUGAAGGCGUGUAAAAAAAUUAAAAAAAUUAAAAAAAUUUUUUUAAAAAAAACCAACAACCCAAACAUGGCAAUUUUAACACCAGGGUAUACAAUGUAUAAUACACAAUACAAGUUUCGUAAUGAUUUCAUGCAAAUGUUGUGCAACUUUUAAUUUGUCCAUUAACAUCAAUAGGUAAUGCCAGGUCUAGAGUGGUGUACAACAAUAGCAUUAUUUUCAUUUUUUUUUUCUUGCUAAUCCAAUUAGUACUUUAUAAUACAUUUCUCUGUUAUUGCAGUGCA
Xenopus laevis (African clawed frog) is the source of this 2317-nucleotide messenger RNA. RefSeq names its product transcription factor EC (gene tfec.S). The transcript has 8 exons. Lineage: Eukaryota; Metazoa; Chordata; Amphibia; Anura; Pipidae. The record is from RefSeq and is a predicted model, not a curated record. Bases 87 to 1217 code for a protein of 376 amino acids.